Zasmidium cellare ATCC 36951 is the source of this 849-nucleotide messenger RNA. RefSeq lists its product as uncharacterized. Bases 1 to 849 code for a protein of 282 amino acids. Lineage: Eukaryota; Fungi; Ascomycota; Dothideomycetes; Mycosphaerellales; Mycosphaerellaceae. The record is from RefSeq and is a predicted model, not a curated record. The transcript has 3 exons.
AUGUCGACACCGACAGCCACCCCAGCCACGAGCAUUGGUUGCGAGCCUGAUCCCGACAUAGCUGGGCUGGGUAUCCUGAUCUCAUUCACAGUCGCCUCUAUUCUCACCCUAAUCUUUUCGACCGUCGCUCUAUGGGCGCCCAAAAUACAAACCUUCCGAUACGGCUCUUUGCCCCAGGCCCAAGGCGACCGUCGGGCUAUCCACAAGCCCCGACGACUGGAGAGACUUGUCAAGUCUGGCGACACCAUGGCCCUGAGCCAGGUCGUGCUCACAAUCGCCGUCAUCACUUCCACUCUAAUCACCUACCGAAAGAAGCUGGGAGAUCCGCACGCACUCCUCGCAGCCACACUCAGUCUUCUGGCUCUCACAAGCGCUCUCCAGGUCUUUAUCCCGAAUACAUCACGCAUGGAAAGUCGUCAAUGGAAACUCAUGCUAUUCCUCGGCCUCUCCAUCCUCGUCCUCCUCAUAGUCCUCGUGGCCCUAAGGAACACAAGCCUAAUCAUGAUCGUCCCUGCUGUUUUGCUGAUCAUAGGAUAUGUGUGCUUCUUCCUUGUCCGACGGACGCUUGGAGAAGGGAUGUGGUUGACUGUCCUUCAUGUCGCGAUGACACUUGAAGCCAUCGGCCUAACCUUGUGGCUCAUCGUGCACGCUUUCAAACAGAAGCAUACAGAGUGGAUUCAGAGUGGGACGGGAGUGCGAUGUAGACUCGAUACGGAAGAGGAGAAUGAGUGGUCGUUCGUGCAGACUGUAGCCGUGAUUAUGGUGGUUGCACCUUUGCUUGAUUGUGUUAGCUCUUUGAUUGAAAGACGCCAAAGUCGACUUAUGAAGGGAGUCACGGCGAGGACAUAG